AUGGGAAUAGGGGAUGAAAACCCAUCUCUCUCAACACCAUUCAGUGUAGAUCCCUUGACCAAGGCCAUCCCAACCACUGCUCCAAACUUUCCAAUUUACAUGCACGGUUACUAUGGAGCCCCACCUGCAUGGUCACCGGCUAUUAUGCCAUAUCCAAAUGCACACCAACUUCAAGCCAACAUUCAGAUGGUGAUGAUCGAACAUGGGUUGGGUCGUCCGAAUCCUCUCAUGGCUACAAGUUCCGGAUCGGCCGAAAAAUUUGGUAAAGGGGAUACACCUAGUGAAAGUGCAGCGCCCUGUUUGUCAUCUAGAGUUCAGUCUCAAGGUGAAGAGGAUAUGCCAGAUUCAUGGGAAACAAGCGAUGGCAAUGCCGGGUCACCCCAGGUAGACGAGCUGGGAUGUGGUGAUAUGAUUGAGGAGCCAAGAACAGGGAUGGAGUUUAAUUCUUUAGAGGAAUUAAAUGGCUAUUAUAAGUUAUAUGCUAAAAGAUGUGGAUUUGGAUCCAUGACACAAAGGAGUGAGAGGGAUGACAAAGGGAGUGUCAGAUAUGUCACUCUUGGUUGUGCUCGUGGGGGAAAGGCUCGGAAUAAAACGACGAACAUGGGCAAACCACGGCCUACAGCUAAGACUGACUAUAAGGCAAGGAUUAAUGCCUUAAAAGUUGAUGAAAAGAUGAAGUUGACCACAGUUAAUAAUACACACAAUCACGGACUGAGCCCACAGAAAUCGCGCUUCUUCCGUUGUAAUCGUGAAGUAAGUGAGGUUGUAAAAAGAGUGCUAGAUACUAAUGACCUGGCUGGCAUCCGAAUGAACAAGAGCUUCGGGUCUCUUGUUGUUGGCGCGGGAGGGUUUGAGAACCUGCCAUUUUCGGAAAAAGAUUGUCGCAACUACAUAGAUAAGGCAAGACAUCUGCGACUUGGAUCAGGUGGUGCUGGAGCGCUACGAGACUAUUUCUCUCGGAUGCAGUACAAGAAUCCCGGAUUCUUUUACUUGAUGGAUUUAGAUGAUGAUGGGAGGUUAAGGAAUGUAUUCUGGGCAGAUCCACGCAGUAGGGCAGCAUAUCAAGAUUUUGGUGAUGUGGUAACAUUUGACACUACGUACUUGACGAAUAGGUACGGGAUGCCCUUCGCACCAUUUGUUGGUGUAAAUCAUCAUGGACAGUCGAUUCUAUUGGGGGCAGGGUUAAUUUCCAGUGAGGACACAGACACUUUUAUUUGGUUAUUCCAGACUUGGCUGCAGUGUAUGGAUGGAUUAGCCCCGCCAGCUAUUAUUACUGAGCAGGACAGAGCAAUGAAGAAUGCAAUCGCUGUUGUAUUUCCAAAAACUCGGCAUAGAUUUUGCUUGUGGCAUAUACUUAAGAAAGUCCCUGAGAAGCUAGGCUCUCAUUGUGCCUACAAAAGUGGCCUGAAAAGUCAGCUAAUGAAAUGUGUUUUGUACUCUGAGCGCACGUAUUGGGUACCGGUCUUCCUGAAGGAGUAUUUUUGGGCUGGCAUGAGUACCACACAACGGAGCGAGAGCAUGAAUGCAUUUUUCGACGGGUAUGUUCAUGCGAAGACAAACUUGAAGGAGUUCGUCGACCAAUAUGACAAUGUAUUGAGAAAGAAAAUCGAGAAUGAAAUCAGCGCGGACUUCCACUCCUUUAGCGUUACAAUUCCAUGCAUAUCUAGAUCUCCUAUAGAGAAGAGAUUCCAAGAGUUGUACACGAAUGCCAAAUUUAGAGAAGUUCAGCAACAAGUUAUGGGUGUGCUUGAUAUGAAUCCAUAUCUACUUAGACGGGAUGGUGUGAAGAAGACAUAUCUGGUAGAAGAUGAAGUUCGUGUUGAGGAGUUCUGUAAAAAUAUUACAUAUUAUGUGGACUUUAAUGAGGAAAACUGCGAAGUUAAGUGUUCGUGUGGGUUAUUUCAGAUGAGGGGGAUACUAUGUAGGCAUGUCUUGUCCAUAUUCAAAUGUAAUGGGAUAAAAUCUUUACCAGCGAGGUACAUUUUAGAUCGAUGGAGGAAAGACAUCAAACGGAGAUACACUUUAAUCCACAGUGCAUAUGACUCAGGGCAUCAGCGAGAAGAUACUAACAGAUAUUCAACUUUAUUGAAUAUUUGUUAUCAAAUGAUUACUCGUGCAGCGGGUUCAAAAGAGCAUACUGAAGAUGCGACAAAAAAGUUAAAUGCAAUGAUUGAGUUAUAUGGCGACAACCAAGAACCCCCUUCAAUGACCAAAAUAGGGGAGGAGACAACCAUCAUUGGUAGUUCGAAGCAAGUUCUCAGUCCACAAGUUGUGCGAGGAAAAGGCAGACCCCCAUCCCUGAGGAGAGCAUCCAGGAUGGAGCAACACAUCCGGAAAGGAAAAGCGAAGACGAAGAAAGCAAAUUUAUUGGGCAAACGUAAAGAGGUACUGUUUGGGUUGGAUGGAUCACAACCUGUACUAGAAGGAUUGGAUGGAUCAGAAGUGCAGAAAUGA
Molecule: messenger RNA, 2454 nt
Organism: Carya illinoinensis
Lineage: Eukaryota; Viridiplantae; Streptophyta; Magnoliopsida; Fagales; Juglandaceae
Product: protein FAR1-RELATED SEQUENCE 5-like
Exons: 5
Coding region: 1-2454 (817 amino acids)
Molecular function (GO): zinc ion binding
Source: RefSeq, a predicted model, not a curated record